AGGAUCCCUGAGUGAAUCUCGCGUGUACCGUCUUAAUCUGCCCCUCAUUCAUCCCGUCCUCGGUACGCCGUAUCGGCCACUAGCAAAAGCCCCCGGUCACUUGCGUGCGCGUCUCCGGGUACCUUUGUUAGCAUAAAAUGGCGUGAGCUUCAUAGCUCAUCCCAAGCUCCUCGCUCUCACCUUUGUCAAACUCCGAUCAAGGAGGAUAGACAAGAUGGAAAAGGUGGAAAUCACAGCUUUGCCGGCGGGUGCUUCUGCACCACAAACCAGAAAACGCAGGUCCUGGCAUCUCAGGGCGGCCUGCGUUGCUGGUCUCGUCUUGUUCGCGGGACUCUACCGCCUUCAUUCAAAGCCCCAUCUUCCUCAUCACCCUGACCAUGACCACGACCACCGCCAUCACCACCACGGCCAUGGCCACAAGAGAGCCUCUCCCUAUGGAAAAUUCCCCAAGCCAGAUGAUCCUUUCCAUUUCCUUCCAUGCACAAGUGAGACGCUUCCUCCUGCUCUUGACGACAACCGUCCGGUGAAGAGCUGGUCGAAGCUCUUUGACCCAAAUCCCAACCACUGGAGCUGGGGCAAUAAGACGGACGAAGACGCGAAUGCCAUUUCAAAGCACGACCCUUACGCUGGACGCGGCAUCUACUUGUGCGGAUGGCUCGAUGUCCCGCUCGAUUACACCAAUGCUUCCGAUCACCGCAUUUCUCGACUUGCCGUGACAAAGUAUCAGGUUUCUGGACUCGCCCCUGUUCAUGGCCGCUCCAAGCCAACCACUGGCCACAAGAGCGAGCGAACCAUUGUUGUCGAGCCUGGCGGUCCCGGUGGCAGCGGAACGUCUCUAGUCUGGCGAUCCGCUGAAAUCUUCACUGAGCGUCUCAGCGGUGGCGCAUUCGACGUGCUAGGAUGGGAUCCCCGAGGUGUCAACACGACUCUUCCCGCCCUAUCUUGCUUCCCAUUUGACGCCGAUAGAGAUCACUGGUCACUGCUUUCUGGACAGUACCGCGAGGUUCUCGGUUCGCCAAGAGCUCAGCUCGAGGUUGCCGAUGCCAUGAACCAGGCAAUCUUCAAUGCCUGCUAUAAGACGCAUGGUGAUCUGCCUCGGUUCGUCAGCACGGCCUUUGUUGCACGCGAUUUGGAAGAGAUUCGCAAGGCUCUCGGAGAGGAUGAACUCACGGCACAUAUGAUCUCCUAUGGCACGGGCAUUGGGCAGACGUAUGCAAACAUGUUUCCGUCGAGCGUUGGCAGGAUGAUUCUGGACGGCACUGAGUAUGUCAAAGACCACAGGCUUUUGGGUGGUUUUGGCUUUACUGCUCUGGACAAUGCCACUGAUGCAUGGCAUGAUGGCUUCCUUGGGGAGUGCAUCAACGCGGGGCCCGAGCAUUGUGAUCUGGCGAAGCCAGUUGAUGGCAAAGCUGUCACUCUAGAGAGUCUAGAAUCUCGUAUGGAGACCCUCGUUACUUCUCUCAUUACGCGACCUGUGGUAGGAUAUACAUCCUUCAGCGGACCAUCCAUCAUCACGUACUCUGCCUUGGUGGGUGCCAUUUAUAGCUCGCUCUAUAAUGCAUUCUCAUGGCCCGCUUUAGCAUCCCUCCUCUACGAGUUGGAAGCUGGAAAUGCCACCCUUGCCUCCGCCAUGCUCGAACAUUCAGCAUGGGAAUACGAUCCUACCCUGCCAGCCAUUCCCAACAAGAGACCUUCAACUGACGAGCUGACCUUUUUGGUUAUCUGCUCGGAUGGAUAUGACGCCGCACUGCCCGAGGACGGCCUCGACUGGUGGGAAUCUCUAUGGGCGAACAUGACUGCCAAAUCCUGGAUCUCGGGUAACUCUCGCUUCUUCUCUGUUUUCCCAUGUCAGCGCUUCACAGAGUACUGGCCCACCCCAGCCGAAGUAUACCGCGGCGACUUGAACGUAACACUCAAGAACCCCGUCCUCCUCAUCGCGGAAACAUAUGAUCCUGCCACGCCGCUCCGAAACGGCCGACGACUGCUCAAUGAAAUGGGUACCAACGCUCGCCUGAUUGCGCACCACGGCUAUGGCCACUCAUCGCGAGACAAGUCCGACUGCACGGAUGCCAUUGCGAAGAACUUCAUCCUGCACGGAGAACUACCUGAUGAGCAGGAAACCGCGUGUUACGCGAAUGAGAAACCGUAUCUGUACGGCGUGGACAAGGGCAAGGCGGGCGAGAAGAAGGAUCCGCUGGCGAUUUGGAGCGAGCACAUCAAGGAGCUGCCAUACCUUACUCCUCGUCUGAUUUAGAGAGAAGAAAGUGUAGCGAUCACAUGCCAUUUUUACUGUUAUUUUGCCUUGGAAGGAUAGUUGAGCAGAUGAUUUGUAAAGCAUGAUGUCUUGUGUAUUACUAUAUCGUCCUAAGGGUAUCAUCCGUUUAUGUAAAACAUUUAAUCAAACACAACUUACCUAAAAGAAAUGCACCUCUUAUUAAGAAGGAGGAAAUACUAGUAGCCAGCCAUCUAUAGUCAAAACUCCAGAGGCAUCCCAUCUAAGGUACCAUAGGGCUGACAUGGGAUGGGCACCAAGUCAGGGGGGGCACGUUGUCGUACAUACGCAGUUAGCUCAUUUCCAGCCUCACUUCCAAACACCACCGAUUAAAACAAACGCCCAUUAACCAAAUAAGGCGGGCGAUUAAGAAAACAAAGAAACCAUUCGCAGAAUAAAGAAGAAUUUAGACAAUUAUGCAAGGGGUCGUGACGUCAU
Molecule: messenger RNA, 2710 nt
Organism: Trichoderma harzianum CBS 226.95
Lineage: Eukaryota; Fungi; Ascomycota; Sordariomycetes; Hypocreales; Hypocreaceae
Exons: 1
Coding region: 215-2254 (679 amino acids)
Source: RefSeq, a predicted model, not a curated record